UGAUUUCAACUGCACACUUAAACUCAAGCAAAGCUGUUAAAGAGCGACAAAGUGAAACUGAAUGUCUAAAGCUUUUUAAAUACUCACCUAUCGCGAGCAAAAAGCAUAAAAGUAAAACAGGGGUCUUCAUUUUGGUGUGUUUGGGGUUGAGGCAGAUGAAAUCGAGUCGUUGUUGGUGAUGGAGGGCGAUUCUGUCUCCCUACCGACUGGUGUGACUAAAAUACAAGAGGACGAUCUGAUCAUGUGGACAUGCGGAGACUAUUGCAUCGCUAAACUCAACGUUUCAUCAGAAGUCAUUGCUGAGACUCAUGACAGAUUCCGAGACAGACUGAAGCUGGAUCAUCAGACUGGAUCUCUGAUCAUCACAAACAUCAGAACCACAGACUCUGGACUUUAUAAAGCACAGAUGAUUGGACAACAAGUGUCAAGGAAAACUUUCAAUGUUUCUGUCAUCGCUCGUCUUCCCGUUCCUGUCAUCACCAGUUACUGUCCUCAAAAUCCUCCAUCAGGAUCAUCAGCGUCCAGAUGUGUGCUGCUGUGUUCAGUGGUGAAUGUGAGUCAUGUGACUCUCUCCUGGUACAAAGGAAACAGUUUAUUGUCCAGCAUCAGUGUGUCUGAUCUCAGCAUCAGUCUCUCUCUACCUCUGGAGGUGGAAUAUCAGGAUAAAAACAGCUACAGCUGUGUGCUCAACAAUCCCAUCAGCAACCAGACUCAACAUCUGGACAUCACUCAGCUCUGUCACACAUGUUCAGAAUGUGUCUGCUGUUGUAAUUCAACUGAAGCUGUGAUCCAAUUGGUCGUCUCUGCUCUGGUGGGCGUGGCUAUUGUUGUCGUUCUGGUUUAUGACAUCAGAUCCAGAAGAGCUGAACAGAAAAGAAGAGCUCGGAAAUCAUCAUCAGAUCAUAACUGACUUAAUAUAACAAGAAUAUCAAAAAUGGGAGCUGGGUAGUAACUUUCAUCUUUAAAUAUACCCUUUUUAAAAAGCC
Carassius carassius (crucian carp) is the source of this 986-nucleotide messenger RNA. Its product is annotated as natural killer cell receptor 2B4-like. The transcript is spliced from 4 exons. NCBI's taxonomy places the organism in Eukaryota, Metazoa, Chordata, Actinopteri, Cypriniformes, Cyprinidae. Bases 179 to 910 code for a protein of 243 amino acids. The record is from RefSeq and is a predicted model, not a curated record.